Molecule: messenger RNA, 1545 nt
Organism: Habropoda laboriosa
Lineage: Eukaryota; Metazoa; Arthropoda; Insecta; Hymenoptera; Apidae
Gene: alpha-PheRS
Product: phenylalanine--tRNA ligase alpha subunit
Exons: 8
Biological process (GO): phenylalanyl-tRNA aminoacylation
Cellular component (GO): phenylalanine-tRNA ligase complex; cytoplasm; cytosol
Molecular function (GO): tRNA binding; ATP binding; phenylalanine-tRNA ligase activity
Source: RefSeq, a predicted model, not a curated record
UUAAAUAUGGCAAAACAAUUAACUGAUCAAAUAUUAGAUUACUUAGAUGAGCACGGAGAAGUAAAUUCUCUCCAUUUAGCAGAAGUUUUUGAAGAAGAUCACCAAAAAAUUGUGUAAUUUAUUUUACAGUUAAUCACCACUAAACAGAUAACUGAUAAAAAGUGGGAAUUAACAUCAGAGGGACAACAUGUUGUUGAUCAUGGGAGUCAUGAAGCAGCAGUUUAUAACGCAAUUCCCAAUGAUGGGGUACUUCAACUUGAAAUUAUGCAGUCAGUACCAUUUGCAAAGGUUGGAUUUUCUAAAGCAUUACAGGCUGGUUGGAUAGAAAUUGAUAAGACCAAUGGUACACCUGUUGUGAAGAAAAAGGUAGCUUCUAUUACAGAUGUUACACAAAAUGAUUUGAAAGAUCUAAUAAAUUUAAGUGAUCGUCUUAGAACUGACUAUAAGAAGAGAAAAUUGAUUCAAGAAAUAAUCAUUAAAUCUGUACAAUUAGAGAAGGGUCCAAACUUUACAAGAAAAAUUGAGAAAUUAGAGACAGAAUUGACUGCUGAUUUGUUGGUGAAUGGUGCAUGGAAAAAAAAGAAAUUUAAACCAUAUAACUUUGCAGCACUUGGUGCUACACUUGAAGUGGGCCAUUUACAUCCCCUGUUAAAAGUUAGAAGUGAAUUCAGAAAAAUUUUCCUUGAAAUGGGAUUUACAGAAAUGCCAACAAAUAAUUUUGUGGAAAGUUCUUUUUGGAACUUUGAUGUUCUAUUUCAACCUCAGCAACAUCCAGCAAGAGAUGCACAUGACACCUUUUUCAUAGCUGAGCCAUCUCAUAGUACAAAUUUUCCAAUGGACUAUUUAGAGAAGGUAAAAAAAGUUCAUAGUGAAGGGGGCUAUGGUUCUCUCGGUUAUCGUUACGAUUGGAAAAUAGAAGAAGCACAAAGGAAUGUUCUUCGUACUCAUACAACUGCUAUCAGCGCGCGAAUGCUGUACAAACUUAUGCAGCAGGGCGAGUUUAAGCCGGUGAAGUAUUUCAGUAUUGAUCGAGUAUUCCGUAACGAAACUUUGGAUGCUACGCAUCUUGCAGAGUUUCACCAAAUUGAAGGUGUAGUCGCUGAUUAUAAUCUCACAUUAGGUGACUUAAUAGGAAUUUUGUAUGAAUUUUUUAAGAAACUUGGUAUUGUGAAGCUUAAAUUCAAGCCCGCGUACAAUCCGUACACUGAACCGAGUAUGGAAAUCUUUUGUUACCAUGAGGGUUUGAAGAAAUGGAUAGAAAUUGGUAAUAGCGGAAUGUUUCGACCAGAAAUGUUAUUACCAAUGGGAUUACCGGAAGAUGUGAAUGUAAUUGCUUGGGGAUUAUCUUUAGAAAGGCCAACUAUGAUUAAGUAUGGGUUAAACAAUAUACGAGAUUUAGUUGGACCCAAGGUGGAUAUGGAAAUGGUUUAUAACAAUCCUAUUUGUCGCUUAAACAAGUAAAUAUUUUUCUAACAAUUAUUAUUAAGGACCAGUCACAAUUCUUCUCAAAGAAAGAAACUUGAAGAAAAGAAACAAGAAUCGGAC